This is a messenger RNA of Capronia coronata CBS 617.96, 1377 nucleotides long. Its product is annotated as sterol carrier protein 2. The record is from RefSeq and is a predicted model, not a curated record. Gene Ontology annotation, molecular function: acyltransferase activity, transferring groups other than amino-acyl groups. The coding region runs from base 1 to 1377 and encodes 458 amino acids. The transcript is spliced from 2 exons. Lineage: Eukaryota; Fungi; Ascomycota; Eurotiomycetes; Chaetothyriales; Herpotrichiellaceae.
AUGCCUCGCAGACAGCCAGCGCCCGCCUAUGUCCUGGGUGUGGGCAUGACCAAGUUCAUCAAGCCACGCGGAAAAGUUGAUUACACUGAACUGGGCUUCGAAGCCGGGAUCAAGGCCAUGCUCGAUGCUCAAAUCAACUACGACGAGGUUGACCAGGGCGUCGCUUGCUAUUGCUACGGCGACUCGACCUGCGGCCAACGUGUCUUCUAUCAAUUCGGCAUGACCCAGAUCCCCAUCUACAAUGUCAACAACAACUGCAGUACCGGGAGUACGGGCUUGAACAUGGCUCGACAAGCCAUUGCGUACGGCGCCGCCGACUGUGUCCUUGUCAUCGGCUUCGAGAAGAUGAACCCUGGCAGUCUCCAAGCCUACUUCAACGACCGGGAGAACCCUACCGGCACCACCAAUGCCAUGUUGAAGGCCACCAGGGGCGUCACCAAUGCACCCGGCGCCGCUCAGCUCUUUGGUAACGCCGGUCAAGAGUACAUUGAAAAGUAUGGCGCCGCCCCACAAGACUUUGCCGAAGUCGCACGCGUCAACCACGAACACAGCAAGAGAAACCCGUAUUCCCAGUUCCAAGACGAGUAUACUUUGGAUCAGAUCUUGAAGGCCCCCAUGAUCCAUCCACCCCUGACAAAGCUGCAAUGCUGCCCGACCUCAGACGGCGGUGCCGCGGCCGUCGUGGUAUCUCAGGACUUCCUCGACAAACGCCCGCAUCUGAAGUCGCAGGCGGUCUUGAUCGCCGGCCAGCAGAUGGCCACCGACUCUCCAGAGCUUUUCAGCCGAUCGGCCAUGGACCUCGUCGGAUAUCAAAUGUCGGUGUAUGCCGGCAAGAAGGCCAUGGAGGAGGCAGGCAUCACGCCUGACGAUGUCAAGGUUGUCGAACUUCACGACUGCUUCAGUGCCAAUGAGAUGUGUGUGAUUGAUGCUCUCGGAUUAUGUCCCGGAGGUAAAGCACAUGAGCUCGUCCGACAGGGCGAUAUCACAUACGGCGGGAAGUAUGUCAUCAAUCCAUCUGGCGGCCUGAUUUCCAAGGGUCACCCUCUCGGAGCCACUGGCCUCGCUCAAUGCGCCGAACUGACAUGGCACCUUCGAGGAUGGGCCAACAACCGUCUCGCCAAUGACACAAAGUACUGCUUGCAGCACAAUCUGGGUCUCGGCGGCGCGGUGGUUGUCACCGUAUACAAGCGUGCAGACGGCAAAGCCGCUAUCCCGGUGUCGGAUCAGGAGGUUGGCAAUGCUAAUGGCCUUGGAUAUAACCCGGCCACGGAGGCCAAAGGCUUCACCCCUGAGCAGGUCAAGCGGACGGUCAGCCAGAAGAAGUACUCAGACUGGGCAGUGCAGGACGUGCCGGCCAAAGUACAGGCCAGGUUCUGA